AUGGUGCACGCGGACGCAGCAGGGCUGCCCAGUGACGUGACGAGCAAGAGCGCAUUUUACACGCACCUCGAGGAGCAGCUCACGGCGCUCCUCGACGGCCAGCGCAACUGGGUCACGAACCUCGCAAACGCGAGCUCUGUAAUCUACUUUUCUAUGAACAAGUUUCCAGAGUGGAAGGAGAAGCGUGUGAACUGGGCCGGCUUCUACCUCCUCUCGCCCCUGUUUCCCGGUGCCGAGGUUUCUUCUGGCAAGGACCCCAAGCUCUGGCUCGGUCCCUUUUGUGGUCUCCCCGCGUGCCAAGCCAUUAACUCGGUGCCUGGGCGCGGCGUGUGUGCGGAUGGCAGCGCGGUGCUCCCCCCGCGCACCGUGUGUGUCCCCCGGACGGAUGACUAUCCCGGCCACAUUGCCUGUGACUCGCUCUCCCAGUCGGAGAUUGUCGUGCCGAUUGUCGUGCCCCGCGCGAGCCUGUCGCAGGCCAGCCAGGAGGCCAUCCGAGGCAAGGGCGAGCCGGAGCUCGUGCGUGCCUGGGGCGGUCGAGGCGACGGCGACGAGGUCAUCAUUGGUGUGCUCGACAUUGACUGCGAGUCGCAGAAUGGCUUUGAUCAAGAUGAUGUACAAGGGCUUGAGCGCAUCGUGCGCCGCAUCAGUGCGGCCUGUGACUGGGCCGUCUAA
Molecule: messenger RNA, 672 nt
Organism: Malassezia japonica
Lineage: Eukaryota; Fungi; Basidiomycota; Malasseziomycetes; Malasseziales; Malasseziaceae
Product: L-methionine (R)-S-oxide reductase
Exons: 3
Coding region: 1-672 (223 amino acids)
Cellular component (GO): cytosol
Molecular function (GO): L-methionine (R)-S-oxide reductase activity
Source: RefSeq, a predicted model, not a curated record